Molecule: messenger RNA, 1200 nt
Organism: Anopheles bellator
Lineage: Eukaryota; Metazoa; Arthropoda; Insecta; Diptera; Culicidae
Exons: 5
Coding region: 1-1200 (399 amino acids)
Biological process (GO): detection of chemical stimulus involved in sensory perception of smell; sensory perception of smell
Cellular component (GO): plasma membrane
Molecular function (GO): odorant binding; olfactory receptor activity
Source: RefSeq, a predicted model, not a curated record
AUGGAGUUCCUGCGGAAGUUAAGGAAGUACCGAAUCUUUCGCUACACCCCAGCCAACCCACUGGACGGUUGGGAAUUCAGCGCGGCGAUGCUCGAACGGUUCUGCGGCCAUAUUGGGAUUUCGUUGUUCAAGCGCUCCCACAACCUGUUCAACUUUUUAUUCGUUUUUCCCAUCUGCAACUUUAUCAUCUACGGGUUCAGUGUCUUUAUUACCACCUACAGAUUUCGCGAUGACAUCACGAAGGUUAUCCACUGUUUGACGACGUUAGGAUUCGCCUCGCAGGCUAUCAUGAAGAUCUACAGCUUCAUCAUAACGCGCAAGGAAGUGAUCGACAUCAAUGAAACGAACCACAAGUUCUACCGUACCAUGAUGAAACAGUCGGACCGUGUUAAGGGUGUCCUGUGUGAGAACAUUGGCCUUAUCUACAUCGUCUCGCGGCUGGCAGCAAUCGCCUACAUGGUGCUGGAACUCACUGUCCUGAUCAUUCCGGCCGUUUCUUCGAGUUUGCGUAUCACCGAACCCCUGCUGCCGUUCGGGUACUUCUUUCCGUUCAUCGAUCCGGACACGCUGCCUGGGUACCUCUGGAACUACGUGUUUCAGUUGCUCAUCUCGGCGUACUACUGGUAUAUCACGGUGUCAACCGAUAUCCAGACGAUCUACAAUCUGCUCACGGCUUGCGGGCAGCUCGACGUGUUGAUGACGUUGAUCGACGAGCUGAACGAGGAUCUGGCCAACGGGAAACCACAGGCCAUGAUCAAGGGUAAAAUAAUCGAAAUCAUUCAACUGCACCAGCAGCACCGGGAAUACCUGGACCGGGUGGUUCAGUUCCUCAACCUCUAUCACCUAGUGGCCGUCGGGUGCUCGGUGCUGGCGAUGGUCAUCUCCGUGCUUGGCUUAGUGCUGCUGGACUGGUACCCGGGCAUAGCGAUGGUGUUUCUCGGUUCGUCCCAGCUGUUCUACGUCUGCUUUUUGGGCACCAGUCUGGACAUCAAGCUCGACGAACUCACGGAAAAGGCUGGUGCCGUCUGCUGGGACAAGCUGUCGGUGGUGGAAAUGAAGUACAUGAAACUGGUGCUGGCCAUGUCGCAAAAACCGAAAGUGCUACUGGUGGCCACAGCACCACUAAAUAUGAACGCUUUCGUUCAGAUCCACAAGAUGAUUUAUUCUAUGGUCAUGAUGCUACGGAACACCAAGGACUAG